AUGGCUGGCUCUGUCAAAGUCUUGCCUACCGUCUCGACCGCCGAGCUAACAAGCAUCAUCCAUAGACUGGAAGCGGCCACCUCCCGACUUGAGGAUAUAGCUUCGUCCACUGUCGAACCUCCCAAAUUGAACGGCGCCGCUCCCACAGCUGCCCCUACGGGCCCGCUUCCUCCCCUUCCCGUGGUCAAUGAAGUCCCACCGACCCCCAAGCCGGUGUUUGAACCAUUACCCGAAUCCGUGGAAGACUUCGACUUAUUCAUAAACGGCGCAGUCAAGAAAUAUGUGGCCCAAAGUAAUGAGCUGGGGGGCCCCGUUGCAAAGCAGGCUGCCAGCGUCCUUCGUGCCUUUACUUUACAACGGGACUUCAUCCUCCUAACCACAAAAGCGAAGAAACCCGAUUACAGCACCCCCAUAUUCGAGAAGCUCCUCAAGCCUUUCUUUGAAAUAAGUGUAGCUAUCGGCGAGAUACGAGAUGCCAACCGUGCUUCGCCCUUCUUCAACCAUUUGAGUGCAGUUUCGGAGAGUAUUUCGGUGCUUUCUUGGAUUGCGAUCGAUACCAAGCCGCACAAGCAUGUGGAGGAGUCUUUGGGGUCGGCACAAUACUGGGGGAAUCGGGUUAUUAUUGAACAUAAGGACAAGGACGCCAAGCAAAUCGCAUGGGUACAAUCAUAUUAUCAAGUGUUUAAAGAUUUGGCGGAAUACAUCAAAGCCACCUAUCCUCAGGGCAACCCAUGGAAUCCUAAAGGAGUGUCAGCUGAGGAGGCAUUAAAGACUAUUCAGCAAUCACAGUCAAAUGGGCCAACCUCGAAGCUUCCACCUCCCGGCGCUGGGGCUCCACCGCCACCUCCUCCACCAGGGCCGCCACCACCACCUGCAAGAUUUGAUGAUGUGCCAAAACCCGCUCCUGCAGCGAACUCCAGCGGAAUUGGUGCAGUCUUCAAUGAACUGAACCAAGGAGAGGCGGUCACCAAGGGUCUCCGAAAGGUCAAUGCCGAUCAGAUGACACACAAGAAUCCUUCACUUCGGGCUGGAGCAACAGUGCCUACUCGCAGCGACAGCCAAUCCAGCGUAUCGUCGAUAUCUCGAGCCAAGAGCCCAGCGCCCCCUGGUAAGAAGCCCAAGCCAGAAAGCAUGCGGACAAAGAAGCCUCCUGUGAAGAAGCUUGAUGGCAACAAAUGGAUAAUUGAAAACUACGACAAUGAGCCCGAGCCUGUGGAGAUCGAUGCCUCGAUACAACAUUCCAUCAUUAUCAGCCGCUGCAACAAAACCACAAUCAUAGUGAAAGGCAAGGCAAACGCUAUCACAAUCGACAACUCCCAGCGACUAUCUCUCAUUAUAGAGUCUCUCGUGUCAUCCGUCGACGUAAUCAAAGCCUCCAACUUCGCUCUUCAAGUCUUGGGCACCCUUCCUACGAUUCUCAUGGAUCAAGUGGAUGGUGCACAGGUGUAUCUCGGCAAAGAGAGCAUGAACACCGAAGUGUUCUCCAGCAAAUGCUCAGGCAUCAAUUUAAACAUCAUUGAGGGCGAGGACGAAGAUUAUAAGGAGGUUCCGCUACCGGAGCAGAUUCGAACUUAUAUUGGCGAGGAUGGGAAGGUUGUUAGUGAGAUUGUGGAGCAUUCUGGUUGA
This is a messenger RNA of Venustampulla echinocandica, 1626 nucleotides long. RefSeq names its product Adenylyl cyclase-associated protein. The transcript is spliced from 4 exons. The record is from RefSeq and is a predicted model, not a curated record. Gene Ontology annotation, biological process: cytoskeleton organization; regulation of adenylate cyclase activity. Gene Ontology annotation, cellular component: cytoplasm. Gene Ontology annotation, molecular function: adenylate cyclase binding; actin binding. Lineage: Eukaryota; Fungi; Ascomycota; Leotiomycetes; Helotiales; Pleuroascaceae. Bases 1 to 1626 code for a protein of 541 amino acids.